AUGGAGACAAUUCGCACUUUAUGUGCUCAGUACUUCCAGCUGGUCGAAGUGCCAGCUCUGUUUAUACCUCCAGGAGAAGUUCUCAUCCAGCAAAAUGUUCAAACCGCAUUAUAUGAGCGCAUGUUUGACGAGUCCCUCAAUCUACCACCGGCUACAUACCGAACGCGAGUAUUGAAAGAGAUUAUCGCGCGAAUUGAAAGCUCUGUCAAGGAUCCUGAGGAAGAUGAAAUCCUAGACGAUCUCAUGACAUCCUUGGGUAGCCUACUCGCCCAGCCAAAACCCAGCGCCCUCCAACAAGCUCAGCAACUCUCCCACGUCAAAUACACUGCUCCGCUCACCUCCUCUACCACCACUUCAGACCGAACGGUAACCACCAUCGAAUCACGAGGUCUCAUCCUCUCUGGCGGGACAACGGGUAACAGAACAUGGGAAGCAGCUCUUCAUCUCGGCUCAUUUCUCGCCACAGAAGCAGGCGAAGCCCUCGUCCGCAAUAAACGGGUGAUAGAACUUGGCGCAGGAACAGGAUUUCUGUCUCUAUUUUGUGCCCGUCAUCUUGGUGUGCGGACUGUUGUAUCUACGGAUCGAGAGCCGGUGUUGAUUGAUAAUAUUCGUGAAUGUGCGAUUUUGAAUCGGGACUCGAAUGAGGAAAUUCCUAUCUAUCCUGCUGUUUGGAAUUGGGGAACACCUUUGGAAGUCACUGAGGAAAUGGAACAUAUUGUUGAAGGUGAAAGACCGGAGUUUGAAAUUGCACUUGGUGCUGAUUUGAUAUACGAUACCGACCUUGUCCCUCUCCUUUUAUCAACAGUGCGCGACCUCUUCGACAACUACCACGUUGGAGAAUUCAUCAUUUCAGCAACUAUGCGAAAUGAGAAAACAUUCCAAACCUUCCUGACGGGAUGCGAAACGAACUCCUUCAAGGUUGAAUGCAUCCCAUUCCAAUCUACAGCUGCUGAUGAACAAUCUGGAUUCUUCCAUUCGACUAGUAUUCCUAUCAAGACAUAUCGAAUCUCGAGGGCUGAACGAAGAUCCAGCUGCCACGUAAACUGGGCCCUAGAGGCAUUCGAUUGA
Messenger RNA from Penicillium taxi, 1068 nucleotides. Its product is annotated as protein-lysine N-methyltransferase. Bases 1 to 1068 code for a protein of 355 amino acids. The record is from RefSeq and is a predicted model, not a curated record. The transcript has 4 exons. NCBI's taxonomy places the organism in Eukaryota, Fungi, Ascomycota, Eurotiomycetes, Eurotiales, Aspergillaceae.